CCCCAAACCCUUUCCCCUGUUUUCCUCUUUUUCUCGCUUUCAAAACCUAUACAUACGCACGCCUUGUUUCUAUCCCCCUCCCAUCGUUCUCUGCAAUUUCUAGGGCUUGGUUUCUUUUGCCGCUUUUCUUCGAUUGCAAAAGGUGACGUCCCCUCUCUCUCUCUCUCUCUCGCGCGCGCGCGCGUCCAUCUCUCUCCCUCUGGUUGCGAUCUGGCCCAGUAUAGCAGAAUACCGGCCGAAAUUUCCGGUACCACCAUCUCGUCCGGUAUUGUCCGAAAUUUCCGGUACCGGCCGGUAAAGGCCAGUAUUGUAGAGUACCAUUUUCUCUUCAAACCGGUACGUACUGGGCAUUCACAACCUUGCUUGUAAGUAAUUGGCACCCAAAUUGAUCCAAAUCCACCGCACGACCGAUGUGGGCGUCGGCAACCAGUGGCGGCUUACAAUUUAUGCGCUACUGCCUCUUUUAUCCUCCACCUGUCCCUUUCGCUGCUGCUUCUUCACCUUCCUCUCUGCUCAUCAGGUUUCGCGCCCGAGCUAUAAUGGAUAACCUCGCCAACAAGUUUCGUGCCCUAUCCAUACCCGAUAACACCACCAACAGGAGCUCUUCGUCCUCUGCUUUCGCUCAUUCCGGUAGAAGCGGGGGUAGAGGAAGGGGAUUGGAUGAGAGAGACAACCGUGAGAGGUCGAGAGGCCGUGGUAGCGGCAGAGAUGGUAGAAGUUCCGGAAAGGAUAAAAUUGACGCUCUAGGAAGGCUCAUGACACGUAUUUUGCGACAUAUGGCUUCAGAGUUGAGCUUGAGUAUGAGAAGUGAUGGGUAUGUCAGGGUUCAAGAUGUAUUGAAGCUGAAUAUGAAAACGUUUGCAGAUAUUCCACUGAGAGCUCACACGAUUGAUGAUAUUAGGGAGGCUGUCAGAAGGGACAAUAAGCAGCGGUUCAGCCUGCUGGAAGAAAAUGGCGAGCUUUUGAUACGUGCAAACCAAGGGCACUCAAUAACGACCGUAGAAACUGAAAGUUUAUUGAAACCGAUUCUCUCAGCUGAAGAAAUUCCAGUGUGUGUGCAUGGGACGUAUAAGGAGUAUUUGAAAUCAAUCUUGGAUCAAGGUCUCAAACGAAUGGAGAGGCUGCAUGUUCACUUCUCUUGUGGCUUGCCAACGGAUGGUAAAGUAAUUAGUGGUAUCAGAUACAACAUCAAUGUUUUGAUCUUUCUCGAUGUUGGAAAAGCUUUGGAAGAGGGAAUGAAGCUCUAUAUUUCAGACAACAAGGUGAUCUUGACUGAAGGUUUUGAUGGUGUUGUGCCUGUGAAGUAUUUUGAAAAGAUCGAAUCGUGGCCAGAUAGACAACCCAUACCCUUUUAAGCCUGCAUCAUUUCUGAAGUGUUUAUUUCUCCAAUUUUUUUUGUGACCUGUGGGUCAUUCAAUGGUGAUAGAUGCAGUAGCUUUCUUUCGGUUCAAAAUCGUGGUAUACCCAAAUGGCGGCCUGUAAUUUCUGUUCAUUGCCUUGUGUGUACCAUGCCGCCUGCUUUUGCUGAUCUGUAUAUUUCAAUCCUGCCUGGUUAGUGGAAACGCUCACUAGUAUGUUUUCCAAGAUGUCAGAGAACUACAACUGGUUUCCAGAAAAUAUGAAAUUUAAAGCAUUUGAGUUUCAUAA
Molecule: messenger RNA, 1647 nt
Organism: Rhododendron vialii
Lineage: Eukaryota; Viridiplantae; Streptophyta; Magnoliopsida; Ericales; Ericaceae
Exons: 9
Coding region: 411-1355 (314 amino acids)
Biological process (GO): tRNA splicing, via endonucleolytic cleavage and ligation
Molecular function (GO): tRNA 2'-phosphotransferase activity
Source: RefSeq, a predicted model, not a curated record